Molecule: messenger RNA, 926 nt
Organism: Hyla sarda
Lineage: Eukaryota; Metazoa; Chordata; Amphibia; Anura; Hylidae
Product: aquaporin-5-like
Exons: 4
Coding region: 111-926 (271 amino acids)
Biological process (GO): transmembrane transport
Cellular component (GO): plasma membrane; apical plasma membrane
Molecular function (GO): water channel activity
Source: RefSeq, a predicted model, not a curated record
AUAUAACUUCAUCCCAAACAUGUGCUUCCAUCGUCCUGUAAACAGUAGCACAAGGCUUAACAUCAGCAGGGAUUUGUAUUGAGUCUCCUUAACUUUUAUAGACUGUAAUCAUGCUUAAGGAGCUAUGCGCAGGAUUUAAUUUUAAGGCAUUUCUAGCUGAGCUGGUAGCAACCCUUAUCUUUGUAUUUGUUGGCCUGGGCUCAACGCUAUCAUGGACGGGGGCUCUCCCAACUGUCUUACAAAUAGCCUUCACUUUUGGCUUGGGAAUCGGUACAAUGGUACAAGCUGUAGGUCACAUCAGUGGGGCCCAUAUCAACCCUGCUGUAACUAUAGCACUGCUUGUUGGGGCCCGAAUUUCUCUGGCCCAGACAAUAUUCUAUGUGAUCGCUCAGAUGCUGGGAGCAGUGAUAGGAGCUGCUUUGCUGUUUGAGUUUUCGCCAUCUGACAUCCGGGGAGGUUUUGGAGUGAACCAGCCGAGCAACAACACAAGUCCUGGACAAGCAGUUGCGGUAGAAAUUAUUCUUACAAUGCAACUGGUCCUCUGCAUCUUUGCUACAACGGACAGCCGGAGGACAGACAACAUCGGGUCUCCAGCCAUAUCUAUAGGACUGUCAGUGGUAUUGGGCCACUUACUUGGGAUUUACUACACUGGAUGUUCAAUGAAUCCUGCACGGUCCUUUGGUCCAGCUUUGAUAACAGGAAAUUUCGAAUACCACUGGAUUUUCUGGGUGGCGCCAAUAACCGGAGCAAUCUUGGCAUGCUUGAUUUAUGACUAUAUCUUUGCACCUCAAUUCAUAAGCCCAAGCGAGAGACUUGAAAUCCUUCGUGGCAACAUUUUGCAGGAGAAUGAAAAAGAAGAGAGGCGAAAACAAUCUGUAGGCCUCAAUUCCGUUUACAGUCAAACAAAUAACAAAGAAAAAAUGUGA